Messenger RNA from Anneissia japonica, 1057 nucleotides. Its product is annotated as putative tripartite motif-containing protein 61. NCBI's taxonomy places the organism in Eukaryota, Metazoa, Echinodermata, Crinoidea, Comatulida, Comatulidae. Gene Ontology annotation, cellular component: nucleoplasm; chromatin. The coding region runs from base 8 to 1051 and encodes 347 amino acids. Gene Ontology annotation, molecular function: zinc ion binding; ubiquitin-protein transferase activity. The transcript has a single exon. Gene Ontology annotation, biological process: positive regulation of DNA-templated transcription. The record is from RefSeq and is a predicted model, not a curated record.
GUUCAAGAUGGCUACCAGUGAAUUGAAUCAGUUUUUGGAAACUGUUGAUGAGAAUGUCCUGGAGUGUACUAUUUGCAUGAAAAGACUUAAAAAUCCUAAGUCCCUCAAAUGCCUCCAUAGUUUCUGUUUGGCGUGUCUGGAAGACUGGGUUAAGACAAAGGGUAAGCUGACAUGUCCAACCUGCUCAAAAUCAUAUGCCAUUCCACAAGGUGGACUUCAGAAUCUUCCACCUAAUACAUUUCAGAAUAAAUUAUUGCAAACUAAUGAACAAAUUUCCAAAAGAGAUGAGAUGAAAUGUGUUUGUGCUAAAGGGCGGGAAAAAUACUACUGCCAGGAAUGUAGACAUUACUUGUGCUCUACUUGUAGUGACUAUCACAAAAUAUUGCCUGUAACAGCAAAUCACAAGCUGCAUACAGUGGAGGAUGUACGAUCAAUGGCUCCACAAGACUUUGCUGCAUUACAUCAACCGCUGUGUUCACUUCACAACAAACCUUUGGAGUUCUACUGCACAGAAUUUAAAACUCCAAUUUGUAUAAAUUGUGCAGUUUUAGAUCACACGGCAUGGGGAGGCAAACACAAACCAAUCAGUAUCUCACAAGCAUUCCAAACAUUUAAAGAAACAGCUAAAAAAUUAGAGAAAGCUGCUUUUCAUUGUGAAAACCAAUUAAAAGAUGGACUUAAAGCUUCCAUUCACUAUGCUACAAAAUUAGAACAAAGUAAAGAUACAAGUUUGAGAGAUAUUGACAAUCAUGUACAAGUAAUGGUCAAGGAAAUCAAGGAGAAUGGAGAUAAAAUGAAAAAUGAGGUAGAGGCAAUCUACAUAGAGAAAAAAAAAGUAAAUGAUGUACACAUUAGUGAAUUGAGAGCAACGAUAACUGAUUUUAAUAUAAAAGUUAGUUUUCUCAAUCAGUUAUUGAAGAAUAAUAAUGAAGUAACAGUGCUACAAUCAAGUGAAACAAUAACUACAGCAUUGAAUGACAGAAUCAAAGAACUGCCAAAAACACAGCCAUGUUAUAAAAGACAAAUUAAAUUUGUAAUAAACAUCAAAUAGCUUCAU